AUGGUGCUCCGCGAGCUUCAUGAGCAUGUGUGUUGGUCGUAUGCCACUUGGUUCUCCUCGCUAGCCCAGCUCAUGACGCACUUCCUCGAUGUUUCUUAUGAUGUUACAAAAACCGAUCUGGACAUCGACAAUCUCAAGGGCAUUUUCAAGAGCAAGGCUUGGAGUGACCUUCCUGCUAUCAUGAAGCUAAAGGGCAAUCCCAAUUUUGACUACAAGACGCAGUACUUCAUUCAGGAGCAGUCCAACGGCAACUACACGAUUAUCAAGCAUGUCUACUUGACAAAGCAGAGAUUCCCGCAAGCUAAGGUGGAAGCGUGUGCUACAGGCAAACUCUACGAAAUUGCUUGGGGUCACGGAAACAAGGUUGUUGAACGGAAAGCUCUACAGUGGAUGUUGGAGCAAACAGGCGGUUUGCAAUUCAGGCAGUUCUCCCUUUCGACAGAGAAAAAAAGGCCUGUAGCAUCAUCUGCUAUGGGCGCAACCUCUACCGAAGAUGACCAAGAUGCGGGAUGGGACUUUAUCUUGGAACACGGAGAGCGUGACAGAAGUCAGUUGAAGCAACUCCGGUGGAUUCACAAGAACAUCAACAGAGACGGCUCCCCCAUUCGUGGUUGGUCUGAAAAGCUGGUGCAGAAGGCAUUGGACUCCCUGGCAAACGACAACUGUCUGGCGAAACUCAUCACAAGGUAUGACCUUACUGUGCAGGACCUUCACCCAAACUUUGUGGAGAAUAUCUUUCAAGACGCCAUUGGCUUGCUGCUGGACCACAGCCUCUGGCUAAUGGGAGAGCCUGGGGUCGGGAAAACCCCCUUGGCUCGGAUCACUGCCAUGUUGUUUAGCAGAUAUCAUGGAGGAGACGGAAAUUUUCGCACAGCAGAAGAUUUUGAUUUCUUCCGUGGCUUGCACUUUGGUAAGUCUACUCCUGCUCUGUACGACGACGGAGAUGUAUCCCUCGAGCCCAUUAAAAAGAAGAAAGCGUUCUCUGAUGUUGGAAACAACGAAGGCAUCCUCAAGGAGAGGUGGACCGCUGCCAAAUUCGUCCAGGGCCAACUGCGUAUUGUCAUAGACAACUCGUAUGCCGAGCUGGAGGUGAAGAACCCAGACGCAGCAUCCAUCUCCCAUGACGACUUCGUGAAUAUGAUCAAGCCCGCCAUAGGCCAUAUUCCCAGCGCAGAUAUACUGGUGGAUGAGUGCAAGCCUCGCUUCAACAAUUACAAGAAGAAUGGUCCACCCCCAUGUGACUUUGAUGCCCGCGUUGCCACAGAAAAAGCUUGGCUCGAUGAAGCUCUUCGCGUCCAUUCCAACAAGCACACCUUGCAGAGGCACUACAGCAACAUUCUUCCGGAGACUGUCAUCAAGAUGGAAGCUUCUGAGUUCGAGGAAAACCACGCAGGUUUGGCAAUGAUGUGUAAUGGAGAGGCUCUGGAUGUGGAAGCGGACAGCCCGCCCCCGCGACCAGUUGCUGCACCAAUGACGCCUGAACGUAAGAUCAAACAUGAAAAGUUUGAGCAGGAUAACGCUACCUUCCUCCUCAAGAGUCACGCAUGGAGCACAUCUCUUGGUGCCAAUACUACCAUCGAGUUGUCGCCCCCGCAAGCCGAUCGUGCAGCAUCCUCUUCGCUAUCGCAGAACCCGAUUCCAACUCCGGCUAUGAGCGAUUCUGACCAGAUGGAUGCGGUAAAGUACAUCUGUGAGAAUGUUGCUGUUGGCCCUCGUGGUGUACGCAAAGAGCAAGCCAAAUGGAAGCGUACUCUCCUUCAACUACUCAUGGCGUCCAACAAGAAUAUCGUCAAGAUGCUGGUGGCGGACCGCAUUCUUCCGAAUUGGAAGAACAAGGUCUGUCCGAGAUGCGAGACAGGUACCUUAUCAGAGCUCAAGCUUCAUACUCCCAGCGGUCAAUACAAGCAUCGCUGCUCAUCCCGGGCUUGCCACGUUUGGAUCAACCCACACCAUCUGCACCAACUCUUUACUGACGGGCGUGGAACGGGGGCACAGAGUCUACAGAUGCAGAGCAGUCUCGUCUUGAUGAAGCUCCUGCGGGUUCCUCAUCCUUCCAUUCAUCUUCUUCUAGACAUCAACCACAAGGCAAUCGAGGACAUGGAAAAGCGUCUAUGCGAGCUUCGACGAGUAUUUGUUGACAAAGAGGAGAAGAAGAUUGUCUUCGGAGAUGGCAAGAAUUGGAAAGAUGUCGAAGCAGACGAAGCGACCUUCGACAAGCGCGAUAUCUCCAACGAGCUGGACUUCAAACAUCUCAUGAAGAACAAGAACACUACCAUCAUGUGGGAGCAAUGGGCUGGGUGUAUUCAGAGAGGACAUCCACAGUCAUUGGUUUUGCAAAGGCUUACUCCCAAGGUCAACGUGAAAAGAGCUCCCGGUCCAGGAGCUAUCCGUCGUGUAGAGUGGAAGCAGAUCGGCACGAAGCUGCUGAAAGAUCGUAACGUUGUGUUACAUACCGAUUCAGCAAAGUCAUACAAACUCGUCAUACCGGGAGUCAUUCACGAUCGCGUGGUCCAUUGCCGCAAGCGCGUUAAGAAGAACGGGAAGUACGUACACCUGGAUCCAUCCUAA
Molecule: messenger RNA, 2568 nt
Organism: Symbiodinium sp. CCMP2592
Lineage: Eukaryota; Dinophyceae; Suessiales; Symbiodiniaceae
Source: the annotation of a GenBank genome assembly